UUUAGCAAAAGCACUCAAACAGUGUCCAAUGAUAAUCUCCCAAGUUUCUUCAAGGGCCUGCCACCGGGCAUUCCUCACCGUCACCGUCGUGCCGUUUCAAAUCCCAUCUCUAUAAAUCAAAGCCAAUCCCAAUCACCUGAAAACCCAACCACUUUUCUCCCUAAAAUCUCCCCAAAUGAGCUUCCACGGCUUCUACCAGACCUGGUUCGACCACCUCCGCCGCAUGGUCGACCAGCUGGCGGAGGCUCGCCGGCCGCCGGCCACCCAAGAGGACCACCACGCCCUCCGCCAGCUUGUCCACAAGGUAAUGACCCACUAUGCCGAGUACUACCGGGUCAAGUCCCUCGCCGCCAAGCACGACGUCGUGUCCGUCUUCGCGGAGCCGUGGUGCACCGCUCUGGAGCGGUCGCUGCACUGGAUCGGCGGGUGGAGGCCCACCACAGCCUUCCACCUGGUCUACACCGAGUCCAGCAUCCUGUUCGAGUCCCACGUCAUCGACAUCCUCCGUGGCCUACGCACCGGCGACCUCGGGGACCUCUCGCCCGCCCAGUUCCGCCGCGUCAGUGAGUUGCAGUGCGACACCGUCCGGGAAGAGAAUUCCAUCACCGAUGAGUUGUCCGACUGGCAGGAUUGUUCGAGUGAUCUUCUGGGCGUAUGCACAAAUGUGGAUGGGAAGAUCGAACGGCUGGUGAGGAUUCUGGAGAAGGCGGACGAUCUACGGCUGAGAACGGUGCGGAAAGUGGUGGAUCUGCUGACGCCGCAGCAGGGGGUGGAGUUCCUCGUCGCCGCCGCCGAGUUUCACUUCGGCGUCCGGAGUUGGGGUCUUAACCACGAUCGUCUUCGUCGCAAAGUUUGACCGAUCGGUCGACGACGACGAACUCGAUCGACCAAUCGUGCUUCUGUCUUAAUGAGGGAAGAUUGUGUUACAGUGGUUAAUUAAAGUAAUGUUACGCCGAUCAAAUAAUUAAUCGGGCCGGUUAGAAAAUAAAAAUCGUCAAAAGCGUGUCGGUCGCUCCAAA
Diospyros lotus (date-plum) is the source of this 1019-nucleotide messenger RNA. RefSeq names its product protein DOG1-like 4. The transcript is spliced from 2 exons. The record is from RefSeq and is a predicted model, not a curated record. Gene Ontology annotation, molecular function: sequence-specific DNA binding. Bases 176 to 856 code for a protein of 226 amino acids. Lineage: Eukaryota; Viridiplantae; Streptophyta; Magnoliopsida; Ericales; Ebenaceae. Gene Ontology annotation, biological process: DNA-templated transcription.